AUGUCUGCCUCUGAUGUCGAUGUUGCCCCACCCGCGCAUAAAUCGUCCUCUCACGGCCGUCCGUUACGGAAACGUGCGCGCUCAGCCGUUGAAGCUGAAGCAGCAUUGCGGAAGAAACAAUGCACUUUAGCACCUACUGCUGCGAAUAUAAAUCCACUACACACUCCUUCUCCAUCACAUUCGGAACCUUAUCUACGAAGUCCGAGGAAGUCACAACGUCUGAGGGAUAGGCCGGUCGCAGCGGCGGCGGCGACAGAGGGUGAGGUCGAGGCACAUUCAGCUUCAUAUCAACCUGAUGCUCGCUCCAUUGGAAAUAGAACUGCUGCGCUUGUGAACCCUAGCCACAAUGUGCCAAUUCUAUCGCCGCCUAUAUCUUCGUCCUCGCUAUAUGUAGCAGCGCUCGACUUGGACGCUGUUGCAGACGUGAGCAAGCCCACGACCAGAUCCCAGACCAGCUUGAAGCGGACGAGGACUCCAAGUCCAAGGAAGACUCUGCGCGAUUUGAGUAUGCUAAAUAAGCCUAUCGAAUAUGUUUCUAGCCGCAGCCGCCUACCAUUAAAGACCUCUCUACACUGGCAGGCUUUAGGCAGCAUUUAUCGCGAUAAGGAUAUGAUUGAUCAUGAUGCCGAUCGCAAAGGAGUCGAGCUUAAAUACGAGACUUUGCUUGAGAUCCACGCAGAGGCUCAACAAUGUGCGGACAGCGGGUCACACGAGGCACAGUGGAACACCAAAACGAGCUUCUCGCACACGGAAGACGAGACGAGCUUCUCGCACACGGAAGACGAGACGAGCUUCUCGCAUACGAAAGACGAGACGGGCUUCUCGCACACGGAAGACGAGACGAGCUUCUCGCAUACGAAAGACGAGACGGGCUUCUCGCACACGGAAGACGAGACGAGCUUCUCACACACCGAAAACGAGCAUACGGUUCCAGCUAGAGAAAGCUGA
Messenger RNA from Pyrenophora tritici-repentis Pt-1C-BFP, 948 nucleotides. The record is from RefSeq and is a predicted model, not a curated record. Lineage: Eukaryota; Fungi; Ascomycota; Dothideomycetes; Pleosporales; Pleosporaceae.